ACUAAGUCAGCCAAAAGGAAAGGGAGCAAGAUCAAUAAGAAUGAGAAGGAGAGGCUGCAGAAAGAGGAAGAUGAGCAAAGACGGAAGGAGGAGGAGGAGGCCCAACUGGUGGCAGAACGUGAGGAGCAGGAGAGGAUGGAGAAGGAGCAGAGGGAGCAGGAGGAGCAGCAGAGACUUGAGCUUAAGGACCAGGAACGCAGAGAGGAUGAGCUGAACGAAUUGCGGCGUCUGCUGGAGGAGAACCAGGCGGCAGUAAACUCAUGGGAGGAAGCAACCAGGGUGAAAGCCAAGUGGGACCGGUACAUGCGAUGUGAUGGUAGCCCAGAUCCAUCAGUGCAGCCAGAGAUCAAUACCUUCAUCAGCUUGUGGAUGGAUGACCCAGAAGUCGAGAUUAAACCCAUCCUGAAGCAGUGUGUCUUGGCAUUGCAGUUAAUAGAUGAACUGGAUGACCUUUUGACUGACCAGCCUUCUGUACCUGAUGCUCAAAGAUAUCAGGAGACCCUGCUGUCCCUCCAGAACCUCAUCCACAGUAAACACAACCAGGCCACUGAGGAGCUCCUGAAGUGGGCUAAAGCUCAUUCAGACACUGAGACUGGCAACAUGCAAAUGGUGAUCCAAGAUGAGAACAUCACCCUGUGUCUGUGGGCUAACCUCAAAAAGAACCCGCGGUUUAAGGGCUAUCAGUUUGAGGAGGUGGGUUUGGGUUUUAAACUACCAAAACAGCUGGCUGUGAGUGACAUUGCCGUGCGCAUCUUGCACACCCGCUACGACCACCUUUCCCACCUCAGCCGCCAGACGCUGUCCCAAAGCAAGAGUUCCAUGAGAGACUGUGAGGACAGGACUUCUGUGACAGAAACAUCUGAAACUGACGGUGGAGAAAUGGGAGGAGAGAUAGAGGUAGAGAAGGAGGGGAGAGAGAGCAAUCUACAGGUAGAGGAAGAGUCCACUCAUUCAGAGGGCAGGAAGAGUGCUGUGAGUGUGUCAUCCAGGAAAGAGGAGAGGAAAAGUUCUGUGGGAAAGAAUGAGGAAGGAGGCGAAAGUCAGAUAGAGACAAUGGUGACAGCAACUGCUUCUGAGGAGGAAACAGGUGAAGGUGAGUCCGUCCACUCUGCAGCGGAACCUGAGUUUGACAGCAGCGCAGACCUGCACAUAGUGGACCUGCAGCAGUAUAUACCUCUGGGUGGAGUCUUCUACUUUGAUGUAUUCUGGCUGCCACCCCAGUCUCAGACCAUCAAUGGUUGGGAAAUUAGAGAGCUGCUGGAAACAGGUCUCCAGAUCUUUCCUUACCCCACGGAUCCGUCUGGCAUGAAUUCUGCAUCAGCGAAGCUGGAUGAGAUAAACACUGUCUCCAGCCAGCCUGCAGGGGUCACUGUUACCCUGCCUGAGUGUGUGUUGUUUCUAGAAGAACCCUUGGUGGCUCACUGGGACUCUGAUGGUCAGCACUGGAGGACAGACAAUAUCAGUGACAUCUCGUAUGAUGCGUCAGCAAGAAGUGUGUCCUUUGGGAUGAAAGAGUUCUGUGCCUUCACUUUGCUACAGGAAGCUCACGCUAACAUGCCCUUCCAGAGCUGGGAGCUCCGCCCGCUGGGCAAAGACUCUGCCCUGUUCACCAUUACAGGGGCCCUAAUUGAACUUAGCAUCACUGUCCAGGAUAAUCAGUGUAUGCUCCAAACAGAGCACAGAAGUGAAUUGGCACACAUAACAGGGAAAUGGAUGAGUCUCUCUGCUAUACAGAAAGCCAUGCGCAGUGCCGGAUUAAACGUGUUCGUCAAUGAGCACUCGGAAAAGUACGUCAGUGUCAAUGCAAAAGAUCCUCUGAUUGAGCAUGCUGUGUAUGAGCAGAUGGCCCUGCUGUCCACUGCUGUCGCCUUCACCUGGAGCCAGUGGAACGCUCAGUGUGCACAGGAGCACCUUGUACUGCAGGCCUGUGAGCACAUGGAGGCAGGGCCUGUGGCUGAGGAGGCGUGGUCUGUCUACCUGCUGGGAGCUCAGAGAAACCAGAGGCUGAGGAUGAAAGAAAGGAGUGAGAGUUUCUCUCCUGAACUUGCCCCUGGCAGUGAGUUCCACUCCACCUUCUUUCACCUGCUCAAGGACGACAUGAGCGCUGAAGCCCAGAACAGGGUUCGACAAGCCCACCACCUCUACACUGACACCAUGCAGCGGUUGCUUUGUGCUACACGAGUUCUCAUUUACUCCUAA
Messenger RNA from Chanos chanos (milkfish), 2199 nucleotides. RefSeq names its product dynein axonemal intermediate chain 7 (gene dnai7). The annotation marks the transcript as partial. NCBI's taxonomy places the organism in Eukaryota, Metazoa, Chordata, Actinopteri, Gonorynchiformes, Chanidae. Gene Ontology annotation, cellular component: axoneme. The transcript is spliced from 14 exons. The record is from RefSeq and is a predicted model, not a curated record. Gene Ontology annotation, molecular function: microtubule binding; beta-tubulin binding.